UUCUCCUCGAGUAUUUUCCAUUGUUGUUUUUUUAUAUCUCAUCUUGUUAAUCGUUUAAUUGGUGAAGAAAAGAGUAAAGAAGAGAAGAAAUAUCGUGCUCAUAAUUUCUUUUUCUCGAUUUUGCCGUGUGUCUGUGAUUGGCGAUAAGCAUUUCAUUCAUCAGCCUUUCAUCUCAGUCAAACUUCCUUUCACCGACUUGCAGCUGUUGUGCGCAAAGCAAACUGUUUUCUUUGCAACACACCAACACGACAUUCAUCAUCCGUCACACAAAACACAAAACACAAUGGCUGCAACAACCUCAGAGGCGCCUCUGAAGACGCCCAUCGCGGCGCCCACGCCAGACAGCAAGCCGGUGCCUCGGCCGGAACUCACGCCGGAGCAGCAGACCAAGUACGAGGCGCUGCUGGAAAAGGCCAAGGCCUUCACAGAGAUCAAGUGCGACAAGGAAAAGGACAAGUCGGGCCCUCUGACGGACCGCGAGCUCGCCUGGCUGACGCGGGACUGCCUGCUGCGUUACCUGCGGGCGACCAAAUGGUCCGUCGACGACGCGGCCAAGCGGUUGCUGUCGACGCUGGCGUGGAGGCGCGAGUAUGGCAUUGACGAGUUCACGCCGGACUACAUCUCGCCUGAGCAGGAGACGGGCAAGCAGAUCAUCAUGGGCUUCGAUCGCCAGGGAAGGCCGUGUCAGUAUCUCAACCCGGGCCGGCAGAACACGGACAGCAGCCCGAGGCAGAUUCACCACCUGUUUUACAUGGUGGAGAGGGUCGUGGACAUGAUGCCUCCCGGCGUCGAGAUGCUGAGCUUGAUGAUCAACUUCAAGCCCAGCAAACAGAGACAGAACACUAGUGUGCCCGUGUCAACGGCCAGAGAGGUGUUGCACAUUCUGCAGAACCAUUACCCCGAGAGGCUGGGCAAGGCACUCAUCAUCAAUGUACCUUGGCUGGUUCAGGGAUUCUUCAAGAUCAUCACCCCCUUCAUUGACCCCGUGACACGGGAAAAAUUAAAGUUCAACGAGGACAUGAAGCAGUACGUCCCGGCGGAGCAGUUGUGGAGCUCUGAUUGGAACGGCGACCUGGACUUUGAGUAUGAUCAUGAGACGUACUGGCCGGCCCUCAACGACCUCUGCAAGCAGAAGCGAGAGCAGAAACUCACGCGAUGGGCGGCUGCUGGAAAGGCCAUCGGCGAAUCAGAGGAGUAUCUCACGGGCGGCACAGAUUUGAGCGUCACGGGAUUCAAGUACACGACCAACGACAAGGACGUUUUGGAGAAGGAGCAGCAAGUAGACGCUGAGACAAGCGUGUUGGCGGAGAAGCUAGCAGGGGCCAAUCUCGAGGAGGAGACGGUAGAGGCUCAGGCAUAAACGAGCCAGAGAAAGCUAUUGUCUUUGUUUUAUUUUCGGUGAGACCAGCAACAAGUAUUGGUUGGAAGGAAGGAAUAGAUUAAUUGGGUUAGACGAGGUGAUGUCAGUUAGCCAUGACCUGCUGCAUUAUUUCGUUGUCACCGUCUGUUGAAGGCGAAGACUGUUGUUGUUGGCAGCUAGCUCCUAGGCCUAUCAUACAUUAGUAGCAGCAGUAUUACACAUGACUACAUAAUAGAUGGAUACAGCAAUGAGACUAUCCCGUGUUACAGG
This is a messenger RNA of Trichoderma harzianum CBS 226.95, 1630 nucleotides long. RefSeq lists its product as hypothetical. The record is from RefSeq and is a predicted model, not a curated record. Gene Ontology annotation, molecular function: phosphatidylinositol transfer activity. Lineage: Eukaryota; Fungi; Ascomycota; Sordariomycetes; Hypocreales; Hypocreaceae. The coding region runs from base 284 to 1360 and encodes 358 amino acids. The transcript is spliced from 3 exons.